UACGAGAUGUGCUUAUGUUAAACUAUUUCAAGGAAACCUCUGCCAAGUUAUCAGUAAUACUUCAAAAUGUUUCGGAUAUAGCUAUUACAUGUGACUUGUGGACAUCAAGUGCCAAUGCUAGUUUUUUGACUGUGACGGGUCAUUUUGUUUAUAAUCACGAAUUAAAAACAGCAUCAUUGGCUACGAAAAAACUGUUAAGCACAACUAAUCACUGUUCGCAAAACAUUGCAGAUACAUUGCGAUAAAUAUUUAUUGAUUGGAACAUCCUCAAUAAAACGGUAUGCAUUGUAACAGAUAAUGCCAGCUCCAUGCUUAAGGGGUUAUACGCAGUUAUGAAGCAAAUAAAAGACGGGUUGUCAAGGAUUUAUCCUGAAGAAACUUCAGAAUAUUUUAAUUUGAAAAUUUUUGGCGGUUAUAAAAGCAUCCUUCAAGAACGUAACAAAAUUUUUUAUUUAUGAAAAUGUUGAUUAUUGAGCGCGCUGCAGGCGAUUUCUGGAACCUCCUUUAAAAAAAGACGAUUUACGGUGUACAUCGUAACUCAGGAUUGGAUUAUCUGAAAUCAAAAAACCAAACAAAUUUUGUUAAUAUAUUAGAUUAUCUAGUAAUUAAUCGUUCGGCUAAUCAAAAUAGUGAAUUUUCACAAAAUGGCAGCUUUUAAAAGAAAUGAUUUCGAUUUUUACGUUAAAAUUUGGCCGUAAAUUGAUUAUAAAAUGGAAAAUAAGUAUCAGAUUUACAAAAGGAACGAUUAAUUACUAGAAAAUGUAUCUUUAAAGAUUGAGUUAAAACGGUUGACCGAUCAAACAAGCCGUUUUCGAGAUAUCGUGUACACCGACUUGAAAAAUGCUGUUUUGAAAAAAACACGUUUAAAGUUUCAAUACCUACCUUAAAACGUGCCGAGGCAUCUCUACAUAUUUAGGUAUAACUCCGAAAGUAUUGCUUAGAUCUACUUCAAAUUUCGUGCGUAUACUUUUGAAUAUAUGUACAUUACAAAAAUGCAAUAAAAAAAAUCGAUUUUUUUGAAAGUCAUAACUGCGUAUAACCCCUUAAAGCAUGUGAAAUAUUGCAAAUUAGCAAUUUGCGAUGCUUUGCGCACACUAUUAAUCUGGUGGUGCAAGAUGCUUUAAAAGUUGAUGACGUAGUACUUCAAGAUUUAUUUACUAAGUGUAAAUCAAUUGUUCGAUUCUUUAAAAAAAGCACUAUAGUGAAUGAAAAAUUUAAAUUAGCUCGAGAAGUCUCGGCGUAUACUUUGUUGCAAGAAACACCCACUAGAUGGAAUAGUUUCUAUUUCAUGAUUGAGCGUAUUUUAGAAACGAACGAUACCAUUGCCAAAGUCUUAUUAUCAACGACAAAUGCACCGCAGCCAUUUACUGCUAAGGAAAUACUUGCGCUAAAAGAUAUUGAAAAGGUAUUGGCUUUCUUUCAGCAAGCAAGUGAGAAAAUUUCUGGUGGAAGGUAUGUAACCAUAUCGCUAAUUAUACCCAUGGCAUAUGGACUUUUCCGCAAAAUCGAUAGUGUUUCACCUCUGCUACAAACUUUGCAAGGCAAAACUAUGACAAAAAUAUUAAUGGAGUCAAUAAAGAAACGCCUUUCCAUAUAUGAGCAAAGGACAGUCUGCAUGAUGGCUACGCUAUUGGAUCCACGCUUUAAAAAAAAUGGAUUUCAACACAGCUCAAACGCUGAACUAGGAGCAACAUUUUUUGAAAAUGAACUAGCAAAAUACCCCGUCAAAGAGUCCCUAAUUAAUCUGCCCGUCGCACCGGAUACAAGUUCCCAGGACUCUUUGUUUGAUUUUUUGGGUGAGCGAUCGAUGAACAAAGUUGGAAACUCACGAGUGGAUGCAAUCCUGACUAAAAGGCAAUAUCCGGAGAGGGCAAUUGCCGCUCAAGAUAUGGACCCUCUGUUAUGGAUGAAGGUGAAUCAAACUGAAUUUCCCUCUAUUGAAAGGCUGUUUUGCAAAUAUCUUUGCAUUCCCGCUACGUCCGUAGAAUCCGAAAGAACUUUCAGCAAGGCGGGCCAAAUUAUUUCAGAGAGGCGAACCCGACUCAAAGAAAAAAGUGUUAACAUUCUUUUAUUUUUGAACUGUAACUUUUGGUUAAAAUAAACUAUAAUUUUCUUGUAUUCAUUUAAAAUAAAUUUGUUUGUCGGGCUAUACUAUCGAUGGAGCUAUCGACACUAUCGAUGGCACUAUCGACACUAUCGAUGGUUCAAAAUUAACUAUCGUCGAAUAUUGAUGGCGCCCACUAUCGA
Molecule: messenger RNA, 2247 nt
Organism: Anastrepha ludens (Mexican fruit fly)
Lineage: Eukaryota; Metazoa; Arthropoda; Insecta; Diptera; Tephritidae
Product: E3 SUMO-protein ligase ZBED1-like
Exons: 2
Coding region: 1289-2101 (270 amino acids)
Molecular function (GO): protein dimerization activity
Source: RefSeq, a predicted model, not a curated record